AUUCUUUUUCUAUAAAGUAUAAUGCUAUAGUCUACUGGUUAGUCCGACCAACUACUUCUGACACUUAGUCGUUGUGUUUCUCACUGUAACUACACUACUUAAUAGCUCUAGUUCUAAUAAUUAUUAUAUUUUUAAGAGUUGUAUGAUAUCUACUUAUAAAAUCAUGACGUUAUUGAAAUGGGCUAUAUUGCCGUUAACGGUUUUCACAAUUUUCGUGGUGAUGUACAGCCAUGCGUCGGAGGACCUACAGAAGAAAGGACCUAAGGUCACUGACAUCGUGUGGUUCGACAUCAAAAUGGGAUCGAGUGAACCUCAACGUGUGGAAAUCGGAGUGUUUGGUGCAACUGUACCCAAGACAGCUCAGAAUUUUAUUGAGCUAGCUAAGAAACCGGAAGGUGAAGGUUACAAGGGCAGUAAAUUUCACAGAGUUAUCAAAGACUUCAUGAUCCAAGGAGGCGAUUUCACAAAAGGUGACGGCACUGGUGGCCGUAGCAUCUUUGGAGAAAAGUUUGCAGAUGAAAACUUCAAACUGAAGCAUUACGGUGCUGGUUGGUUGUCUAUGGCCAAUGCUGGAAAAGACACCAAUGGAUCUCAAUUUUUCAUUACCACUAAACAAACUUCCUGGUUAGACGGUCGCCAUGUUGUAUUUGGAAAAGUUAUCAAGGGAAUGAAAACAAUUAGAGCAGCAGAAGCAGCAGAAACUGAUUCCAGAGACAAACCAGUUGAUGGUAUUGUAAUUGUUGAUAGUGGACACACCGUUGUUCCUGAGCCAUACCCAGUUGCCAAAACUGAUGCCGUCGAAUAAUUCACAAACUAUUUUUAUUAAUUUAUAUUUUUUUAAUUCGUCAUAAUGUUAAAAUAAUAUUUGAAUAGGCCCUCAAUAAUAAUUGUUAUUAAUAAGGAACUGAAAAGCAAUCACCCACUUGCCUAUUAGUUAAUAUAAUUGUGUUUUUCUGUUAAAUUCCAUUUUUUGUAAACAUAACUUAUACGCUAUAGUGAACAAUACUAAAAUGUUU
This is a messenger RNA of Myzus persicae (green peach aphid), 1016 nucleotides long. RefSeq names its product peptidyl-prolyl cis-trans isomerase 5. Lineage: Eukaryota; Metazoa; Arthropoda; Insecta; Hemiptera; Aphididae. The transcript has 3 exons. Gene Ontology annotation, biological process: protein peptidyl-prolyl isomerization; protein folding. Gene Ontology annotation, molecular function: peptidyl-prolyl cis-trans isomerase activity. The record is from RefSeq and is a predicted model, not a curated record. The coding region runs from base 143 to 805 and encodes 220 amino acids. Gene Ontology annotation, cellular component: intracellular membrane-bounded organelle.